Molecule: messenger RNA, 3723 nt
Organism: Diversispora eburnea
Lineage: Eukaryota; Fungi; Glomeromycota; Glomeromycetes; Diversisporales; Diversisporaceae
Source: the annotation of a GenBank genome assembly
AUGGAAGACCAAGAAUUUCAGCCUUAUGAAGAAGUUCAAGAAGUUGAAGAAUUAAUCCAGGAAGAGAUCGAUAAUGCAUUUAAAGAUGUGACAACUCAAGUGCACACAUUUAAUAGUGAUGAUCCUCCAGAAGUUAAAGCAAUGAAAACUAUGGCAAAUGGGGCCACCACCACCACCAAUCCCAUCGCUACAAAAGAAGUUAUUUCAGAUAUUGAUGAAAAAACUGAAAAAGAUAUUUUAUCAUCACCAAUUUCAGGAAUUCCUGGAACUAUUCCAACUAUUUCACCUGAAGAAAUUCCUAAUAUUCCUGAAUGGGUACAUAUAGGUUGGAAACAAGUUGCGAACAUCAAUGUCAAUGAUUCUAAUAAUAUUUCCGAAAAAGAUUAUUAUAAUCAAAUAUUAGGAGAAUUAUACUUUGGCAAACUUUGGUUAAAUGCUGGAGUUGUUUUUGUUUCCAUAUUUGCUACUUGGUUAGUUACUAUUCUUGGUGGUGGAUUAGGAUGGGUCAUAAUAAUUUGUGCUUUUGUCGCAUCAUAUUUCAAGAUUUCAGUAAAUAGAUUUUAUCUUAAUGCACGUAGUGACAUAUCACGUGAACUUGCAAUUGAAAAAUUAGAAACCGACACUGGAGAAGAAUCUGUAGAAUGGAUGAAUGAAUUUUUACGUCGUUUUUGGUUAAUUUAUGAACCUAUAUUAUCAGCUUCAAUCGUUCAAACUGCUGAUGGUAUAUUAGUUGCUUCAACUCCCGGUUUUUUGGAUUCUAUACGUUUAACAACUUUUACAUUGGGUACUAAACCUGUAGUUAUUGAAUCCAUUAGAUCAUAUCCUAAAUCUGAAGAUGACAUCGUGGUCAUGGAUUGGAAAUUAUCAUUUAAUCCCAACGAUCUUGCAAAUAUGACAAAAGUUCAAAUGGCCAGAAAAGUGAAUCCAAAAAUAGUACUUACAAUACGAGUAGGAAGAGGAAUGAUGGGAGCUGGUAUACCAAUAUUAUUGGAAGAUAUGUCAUUUUCAGGAUUAAUGAGAAUAAAAUUAAAGUUGAUAAAUACUUUCCCACAUAUUAAAACUGUUGACAUAAGUUUUUUGGAAGAUCCCAAAUUUGAUUAUGCUUUGAAACCUAUUGGUGGUGAAACCUUUGGAUUCGAUAUUGCUAAUAUUCCCGGAUUACACUCCUUCAUAAGAGACCAAGUUCAUGCUAAUUUGAGACCAAUGAUGUAUAGUCCAAAUGAAUAUGUGCUAGAUGUUGAAGCUUUAAUGGGGGGUUAUCCAAUCGAAAUCGCUAAAGGAAUACUCAAAAUAAAAAUCUAUGGAGCUAAAGAAUUAAGAAAUACCGAAAGACAAGCCCCAUUAUUAUUUGAUAGUAAAGCGUGUGGACAAAUCACAUUUGAUGCAAUUUGGUGUCCAGUUGUUGAACCUACAGAAACAGAACCAAAUCCCGAGUCAAAUAUUGGAAUCUUAAGAUUCGCAAUUCAUCAAGCAAGAGAUCUUGAUCCCAGACUUUCAAUAGUUGGUCAAUAUAAUCCAUAUGCUCAAAUAUAUUUGAAUGAAAAACCUGAACCUGUUUAUACUACAAAAGUAAUAAAAAGAAAUAAUAGUCCUAUUUGGGAGGAAGCAGUCGAGUUAUUUGUUACGCACAAACAAAAUGCAUUUAUCUCAAUUAAAAUUUUCGAUUCUCGUGAUCUUGCGGCAGAUCCAGUUGUCGGCAGUUGGUCAGGAAAAUUGAGCGAAUUUAUGUCAGAAUUAGCAUCAAGAAAUGAUUGGUUUACUCUUAAAAAUGCGUCUAGUGGUAAAUUAAGAUUAAGCUGUAUAUGGAAACCUAUUUUAAAUAUUGAAAAUUUCGAUUUUGAUCCAAUUGGUAUCGUUAAACUUCAUAUAAAGAGAGGUGAAAUAAAAAAUAAUCAAAUUGCGAGAAAAGCUGAUUGUUACGUAAUAGUUAGAGUUGAUGGAGAUUAUCGAGGUAGAACAGAUGUAAUUCAAGAUUCUAAUAAUCCGGAAUGGCAAGAUGAAAUAUUAUAUAUUCCUGUACAUUCGGAAAGGGAAUUAAUUGAAUUAAUUGUAUGGGACUAUGAGGUUACUUCCAAAAAUAAAAAAGUUGGUAUAAGUGAAAUUUCUUUAAAUAAAUUAAUUACUAAAAAUGAGGAUGGUACUAUUACUUCUAAAGGAAUAAUUGAGGAAACUUCGCCAUUAUCAUUGGAGAAUUCACAAAGAGGUUCUUUAACCUAUGCAGCUAGUUUUCAUCCAACUUUAAUUUCAGAGAAAGCUACUAAAGAGGAUGAAAACACCACCAUUAAUGAAUCAGAAUAUCAAUCUGGAGUGUUAGUUGUCCAUCUUAAGGAAGCCAAAAUGGAAAAGAGAGAGACUUCUGUUGAAAUUAUUGUAGAUAAUGGAUUAUUCCCUUCAGCUAUUUCAGAAAAGUGCAAAACGCAAAAUCCAAAAUGGGAUAAAAUAAUGGAAAUCUUUGUCAAGGAAUUGGAUUGGUCGAAAAUUACUUUUAAUAUAAAACAAUUCAAUGAUAAAAAUCCUAUCGGUGUUGUGACAGAGAAAGUAUUAAAUCUAAUUGAAUUAUGUAAAGAAUCUAAUAAAGAAGGUGGUAAUAAUAAGGGAAUAACAUUACCAAUCAGUGGAAUAAAUAAUGCUACAAUUAAUUUGAGUGUACGAUUUUUACCAAUGAACUAUAAAUUGGAUUCUUCUGAGACUAUUGAAAAUAUGGGAAUAUUACAUGUAAAAGUUCAAAACGCAGAAAAUUUAAUCGGUGUUGAUCGUUCUGGUACUAGUGAUCCAUUUUUCCAAUUUCUAAAGAAUGAUGAAAAAAUAUUCAAGACAAAAGUUAUUAAGAAAAAUUUGAAUCCUGUUUAUGAUGAAUUAUUCGAGACCAAUGUGUUUUCACGUAUUAGAGAUUCAUUUGUUAUAGAAGCAUAUGAUUGGAAUCAAUUAGGUUCUGCUAAAAAAAUUGGUCAAGGUAAACGAAUUUCUUCUGGAACAUUUAUGACUGCCACUAAAACUCUUACAGGUGUAAUUUCUGGUGGUGGUGAUGCAGUGGUAAAAGGUGGCACUUUCGCUGUAGGAAAUGGAGCUAAUAUUAUAGGAUCAGGUGUAAAUUUUGUGGGUUCGGGAGCUGGAAAUGUUGUUUCGGAGGUUGGAGGAAUUUUUAAAAUGAAUGAUAAUACUACUCGAAGUAUUAAAUUACAAGAAGUAAUGGAUUCACCAACAGAAGUAUCAUCACCUGCUGCUUUUACAAAUACUUCUAAAUCAGCCAGUACUGAAACAAGUUCCCAUUUCAUUGAAAAUAUUGCGAACGAAAAAAUAGAUCACUUAUCAAAAUCAGCACCAACAGGAAAUUUAAUCUUAACACUUAUUGAAGCUAAAGAAUUAGUUGCUGCUGAUUCGGGUGGUACGAGUGAUCCAUUUGUUAAAGCGAAAAUAAAUAAAAAGGAAAUAUAUAAAACACAAAUCAAAAAGAAAACUUUAACUCCUACAUGGAAUGAAUCUGUAACUAUUGGUGAUUUAACUCUCGACGCAACAUCAUCAAUACUUUUACAAGUAAGAGAUUAUAAUUUGAUGGGUAAAGAUGAUGAUAUUGGUGAAUAUGAAUUAAAAUUAUGGGAUUAUAUUAAAAUUUCCAACAACAACAAAGUAGGUGAUAAAAUAGUCGAAGAUAUUUGGGUAAAUUUGCAAAAAGUUCCAAAUGGUAAAUUACAUGUUAAGUUAGAGUUUACUCUUAAAAAAUGA